This is a messenger RNA of Anisakis simplex (herring worm), 9720 nucleotides long. Lineage: Eukaryota; Metazoa; Nematoda; Chromadorea; Rhabditida; Anisakidae. The record is from the annotation of a GenBank genome assembly.
AUGAGUGUUCAUCAAGUUAUAACAGGUGCAUUGAAUCGGGGCGAAAAUGUUUUUGCGGUUGGCUCAAUUGACGGUAUAAACUUUACGGUUUGUGCGGUAGGAGCUGACGUUGUCAUAUUAUCAUCAACAUUUGAGCGUAUUCAAGUGAUACCUGGUUCAUGCCAUGACACUGCCGAACGUAUCGUUCGUUGCGUUAAUUGUUGUCCCGAUUCGGGAAAGAAAGUGAAUUAUCGAUGGUAUGAAACACAAAGUUUAGCGAUGGAUUGCGCGGUAGGGCCAGUAUUGUGGAAUUUAGAAGGGUUGCGGUUGUUGGUGUGUUGUGCAAAUAGUUUAUUAUUGUAUCAGCAUUCAUCGUUAUCAACUCUUGUCAACAAUCAUAUCCCACAACCAAAUACGUUACAAGCACCGGUUAUGUUCAAUAUUAAUGAAGAGGAUCAUGAAACGCAGCAGCCAAAUGAAGUGACGACGAGCACGCAACCUGCAUGGGAAUGUGUUUGGUCGGUACAAAUGUCAGCACCACCAAAAUUUAUUCGUUAUUCACCCGAUGGAACACUGUUCGCGACGUGUGGUGUCAACGAUCGAAUGGUGAAAAUUUGGUAUCAAGAACGAGAUUCAUUGAAUAAGUCAAGUUCGAUUCAAUUCAGCUUCACCUAUUUGCAACAUCCAUUACCUGUAUGCGGAUUCGAAUGGCGUAAAAGUGGGCGAUACAUGUCGAGACGUUGUGUACAGAACGUUUUAUUGACGUGGUGUGAGGAUAAUACGGCUCGUUUAUGGAAGGAAACACCAAUAAUCAGUUCAACAUUGCAAGUGAAUAAUGAGACGGCAUUAAGUGAUAAAAGUUCAUUCAUGAAAAAUGAAUCAAAAAGUAGUCGAAUGCGGAGUGCACGUUUGAAAAUGAUUGCGCGUCUGAAGAAUGUUGUUGAUGAUAAAAGGAAGAAAUUGAAUGACUGGCGAGAUGAUAGUAUUAUGUCUAUACCUCCACCAUCACCCUUAUUACCAACCAGUUCUUCUUAUGCAGAUGUGACGAAUUCAAUGCCGAAUGCAACAGCUAUACAUUUUCAUUUGACUGCAUCAAUUAAUGCUGAAAAUGAUUGCCUUUUGGUGCCAUCAAUGGAAAAUACGUUAGCGGGACAGAAGCCAUUCGUUGUGCAUUGGUUGAAUAAUAAAGAACUUGUUUAUGCGAUUGGUGCAGAAAAGUUAUUGGCUGAAGCAUUAGUAGCGAACAGCAGUAAUGAUAACAAUCAAUUUUCUGGUGUAAAUGUUGAUGGUGGUGCUAUGGAUUCGACGAAUAAAACACUGAUUUGUUACGUGCAAGACUAUGCUCUGUUGAAAGAUGCGAGCUCGAGUCUUUAUUGUGUUUUAGCGAUGCCAACAGGAAACGAUAAUGCAUCAAUAUCAUCAGCCAUAAUGAUGACCACAAGUUCGUCGUCAAAUGCAGUACCUCCUGCAAGUGACCCAUCAUCGCAGCAACAACAGCACUCAUCAGGAUCAGGUGUUGCAUCGUCAUCUGUGCAAAUAAACGGAUCGUGCGAAGAUGCCCGUCAAACACCAACGUUGCAGCAAGCCACAGCAACUGAUUCUAAUACGAGUAAUCUAACCGUGCAACCAAAUGAUCAUCGUUUCGGUAGGAUUCCAUCGGGUGCAAGUUUAACGGAAACAACAACAUCGAGAGAUUCAUUAGAUUUAAAGUUGGAAAUUUUAAUAAAGCAGUGGCAUAAAUCAAAUGAUAUUCUUUUUGCAAUUCAUCCACUAGAUGGCAGUUUGUUAACGUGGACUGUUGAAUGGCUAGACGAUGCUUGUCGUCAGCCAACCGUAAGUUUCACAUCGCGUUUUCCGUCAGCAUUUCCACUCACAGAUGCAGCAUCGUUGAAUUCAUAUUUGAGUACGUUCAAUCCGCGUGAUCCACUUUAUGUGGACAUCAUUCAGCGAAAUAAUAUGAACAGUAACGAACAGUCAUUAUCAAGCACUCAGCAGCAACAAUUAUCGCGUAGAACAUUGGAGCAACGAAGCAGCAGUUCGUCAAACGUGCUGUAUUUGUUGACGAGUCAUGAGAAUGGUUCGUUGAAUUUGUGGCAUUUAUCAAUGGACGAAAACUCUUAUUUCACGACAAUUUUGAAUAUUUCACAUGCAUCACGAAUGUGUGGACAUCGUUUUCAAAUUUCACAGGUGGUCGCUCAUCAGGUGUUACCAUUAAUGCUAACCGCGAGUCAAUUCGGUGCAAGCAACAGCACAUCGAAAUCAACAACAACUGAAAAUAAGCAAAAUGAAAACAACGGUCGCGCAGAGUUGAUUCUAUGGCGUAUUAACCCGGUUGGUCCUUUGUGCAAGAAUGGCGGUGUUCGUGAGUUGGCGCGUAUGACGUCACGUACGUCUACAUCGUUCACUUCAAUCGCGUGGAUACCAACUAUAUUACCGAGUUGUACGUUAGGUUCGGUGUGUAAUUCACCAAGUUCAUGUUUCGUAGCCAGUGAACAAGGCACACUGCAAGUUUAUCAAGCAAUUGUUGAUGCGGCUGGUCUACUCUCCGAAAUCUACACAUCUGAAGUGCAUGCGAGUAUGCAUUCGUCCAUUGAUAUGAGCCGUAGUUCAAAUGAGAGCUCAGCACCAACUGAUGAGAAUAGCUCGUUAAUGAAUGCGAAUCGACAAAGCAAUCUGAAAGAAACGUUCAAUGUUGUGUCAACGCAGUCAACUGCUAAACCGGGAUGUGUUCUGAAACUAGCUGAAAUUUCUGAUGCUCAACAUGAUCCAAGCAAUCUCUUACUGCUACACGUCUUCAAUGAGCGUUUAAUAUUCGGUCAAGAAACUGAAGAAAGUAAAAAAUCACUAGCGAAUAAUGGCGUAUUGAUCAGCAAUCAAUUGAAAUCGACAAAAUUCUCGGAGCGAUUCUUUAUUGUGAUCGUUGAGAGAAUUGGUAAUGUUGCAAGGUUACGUAUGUGGUCACUGAACGUUUCAUCAGAGCAACCGCAGCCAAUCAAGAAUUACGAUGUGGAUGAGAAUGAGGAUGUACCAAAUGGCAGCACGGCGAAAACUCACGAUUCCGCAACACCAUGUUGUCGUAAUGAAGCGGUAAUACCAUCGAUGGCGCAACUGAUAUUGAGUUCACAAAAAGUUUGCGAUCAAGAACUGGAAAUGCCGAAUGGAGUUCACAUGCUUUCAAUGGUCGCUUCAGCUGGCCAUCUGCCGUCAGCGAAUUUGUAUCCCGCUUGUAAAGCACCUUAUCUGUUAUUGUCGUCGUGUUCCGAUGAGAGAAUUCGAUUCUGGAAAUGCACUCAGCAGAAAAAGAAAUGUGUUAAUGGAACGCAAAAAUGGAAAACUGUUUAUUCGUGGCAUAUAUGGCGAAUGAUCAGUGACACACUUGAAUCGGAUCUUGAAAUGGAUGGUGAAAUAUUCAGUGUUUCGGCAGCACACAAUGGUCGCUUUGCGUGUGCGUAUAUGCCAGAAGGACUGAUUAAAGCUGAUUCAAUGGCACGCAGUAUAAAAGUUGGUGUUUUCGAGUGUGAAUCUUCGGGAGGUGUGGAGUGGCUCCGAGAGGAUACAAUCGUCAUGCCUUUGUUGAAGCAAUGUGUUGGUGCGCAGAAUGGCGUAUUAGAGGCAGUGAGUGGGGCUCAACGAACUUUUGAGAAGAUGCGUGCGAACGAUUUGAUACGUAUUGACUGGGUAUCGACGGAGGAUGGUGCGCAUAUUCUGACGAUUGGAGUUGGUGCAUCAAUAUAUAUGUAUACACAAGUAUCACAAGGAAUUGCACAGCGUAAUAUCGUGAUGAUGAAAGAGCACGAAUCUGCAUAUGCAAGACGUCGUGCGCCACUCAGAAAAGCAUCGUCAUUGGCUGAACCUGAACGUAUCUCAACUCGUUUAGUACGUUGGCUGUGUAUUCGGUAUUUGGAGUUGAAUUCGGCCGACGGUUUAGCACCAUUACCAACAGCAAUAACGUGGGUACGUGAUGGUUUGUUGAUUGUUGGUAUGCACAGUGAAAUGCGCGUCUAUAAUCAAUGGAAUUUUGGUACAAACGCUACAAUUCAAACCGGCAACGCCAGUUCAACAGAAACCGAAAAAUCAAAAGAUCAUUCAACAAAGAAGAAGGUGACUCCAACGAAUCAUUUGCAAUUACCUGUUUUGAGCAUAAGUCCAUCACACUCAAUGCUCGAUCAGCUCUCGAAAAAGACCAAAGCUGAUACGGGUUCAGCGAAUAAGCAGCAGAAACUUCUGAAAGAGAUCAUGCAUCGAGUGAUAUCUUCACCACGAGAUCUGCAAGAUCUACUGCUUACGUCAAAAGACGAGCAUGUACUAAGUGCGGUUAGUGACGAGGGUUUAUUCGAAGCAGCACGCUUAACAAGUCCAAUUCUACCGCAAUAUCAUCCGAAACAACUGAUUGAAUUGUUGAAUUUGGGUAAAACAAGAAAAGUGAAAGCGAUUUUACUGCAUGUUCUCAAUUGUUUGAAGCAGUCGAAUGUGUCAAUCCCGAACCCGUUAUCACGUGCUGCCUCACUUCGUCGUAUGUCCGUAUCAGAUGCACCAGCCACAGAUUCAACACAAUCAAAUGCAUCUCAGAAUGCGGAAACGAGUCGAAGCGCUACAGUCACUAUGUCGGAUCUUCAUCAGUUCGAUGAUGUGAAUAAUUUGGAAUAUGAAGAAUUGGACGGUAUUGCACCAUUACCACUCUAUCUACUGAUGUCGGCCGAUAAUGCUAGUGCUGAGGCGAACGAAGACGAUCCUCAAAUGGCGGAAAAUAUUGAUAGUGAAAAUCAAUACAAAACUUUGUUCGAUAAUGAACCAGAAGAGGAUGAUCUGGACGAGAUGUUGGGAAUGAGUAAUGAGGAUCGUCAAUCGUCAUCACGUCAACGAUCUCGUUCAAACUCGGUUUGUUACACCGGCGCUUCACCGGGUGCACUCGCAACAACCGAUCGUGUUUCGACCAUCUUUACGGCACGCCAUAAUCGUCUCUUAACUGAAUUUCUCACUCAUACGCAUUUACCAGGUUUAUCGAGCGUUGAUCAAAUGCAUUUGUUAGCCGUCGCAGAUACAUUAAGCCAUUUUUCGGCUGAUGUCAUGGACAAGCUGGCACAAGCGAAUGCUGCAUUUCAAAGCGCUCAAACAACAAGUGUAUUUGGUGAGGUGAACACAGCCGCAGCAACAUUGGGCAGUGAGACGGUUGACGAAUGCGGUCUGAGGUUUCUAAUGGCGAUGAAACAACAUGAAUACCUUCUGUUGUGCCUUCCACUUAAGCAAAAACAGAUUCUCAAACAGAAAGGUUUAUCAUCAUCGAAUAUAAUAUGGGCAUUGCAUUCGGAGGCGGAAACUGAGUUGCUGAAUGCGAUUCCUUGCUCACAUAAGACACAACCAACGUGGAGCGAGUUGAGAUCACACGGCGUCGCGUGGUGGCUCAAAAAUACAUCCUCUGUACGAAUGGUUGUUGAAAAGUUGGCCAAAUCAGCGUUCCAGCAAAAUCAAGAUCCGAUGGACGCAUCGCUCUAUUAUAUGGCAAUGAAAAAGAAAAAUGUGCUGACGCAUCUAUUUCGGACAGUGAAAGAUCAAAGAAUGGCGGAUUUCUUCGCGCAGAACUUUAUGGAAGAACGUUGGAAGAAAGCGGCAUUAAAGAAUGCUUUCGUUUUGAUGAGUAAGCAACGAUUCGAACAUGCGGCUGCGUUCUUCCUAUUGGCUGGGUCACUUAAAGAUGCCAUUCAGACCGUAUUGAGUAAGCUGCACGAUCUGCAAUUAGCAAUGACAAUAAUACGUCUGUACGAGAGUGACUACGAUAAGCAGUGUGUACUAAUGCGUGAUCUGUUAUGUCAUGAGGUAUUGGGCGUUGAACCGAGUGAGUUCGAUGCGGCUGAUCGUUGUCUGAUUGGCAGUGAGCAUGAUCCGAUCACGCAGUCUACGAACGCUUGUGGUGAUCCAUUCGAACGUUCGAUGGCCUUCUGGCAUUUGAAAGAAUAUUCUCGUGCAGCAGCGACGCUGGUAGAAGAGGGUGCAAAGAAACGUUUUGAAGAGCAAUCGUCUGCGACUGAUUGUUCCCUAUCGGAUAUCUUCAAUUUUUAUUCGUUUCUUCGAAAUCAUCCAUUAGUAGUUAGACAACGACUUGCCGAUGCUGGUAUUCAAAUGGGUUCGACAGAAGAGUUUUUGGCAGUGGCAAAGCGAUUGGGCGCAAUGGUGACUCCAGCCGAACGUCGGUUGUAUUUUCGAACAGCUAGUGCGCAUAUGGCAAAUGGUUGUCCAAUGCUGGCAUUAGAUGUGUUGAUGCGAUUACCGAGGUUCAUCAAUAUGGUUGUGCCUGGGACGGGUGCUUUAUCAACGUUGGCCAGUCGCAAUACGCAACAACGGGUUGACGGCAAUACGACGACAAUGAAUAAAGGUGGAGGCGAGACCAUGGAUUGGUCGGCUCCAACGAACGUAAUUGACAGUGAUGAACUGAAAUUGGAUUGGAGCAGCGAUGAAGAAAAUGCUGAUCAAGAAGGUGGUGCUGAUAAAGCAGUUGAAAGUCACGGUGCUCAACCCAAUGGUACGGUGUAUGACAAUGCGGCGGAUGGAUUGAAACGAAAGGAGGGCGAAUUGGAAGAGGACGAUGGUGGAAUGAUAGACAUAGUCGCACAACAUCUGAAGUUUGUGGCGUCCAUUCGUAUAAUGACCGAAGAAAUGUCGACAUUAGCAAGUGGUUUUGAAGUGGACGGUGGACAGUUAAGAUUCCAGUUAUUCAAAUGGUUAGAAAAAGAAGUGGAAGUAUUGAAAGAAGUUUGUGAUUAUCAAAAUAAUGUUGAUGAAACGGCGUAUGCAGCACUAACGGAGGAACCGGAUGAUGCAGAUGAUUUAGUACAGCAGUCUGAACAAAUUAAAGUAGGUGAGCGUUUCAGUUCGACAACGCCGAUUGUUCCGUUGCACGAAGCGCUUCGUAAUGAUCGUUUGGAUUUAGCGAUACGAAUACGUAGCGCAAUUAGACGCAGAUAUUGGUUGCAGUCGAAUCAGAAACUUUUACAGCCAAUGCCCGUCGUGCAUUCAUUUCCAUUGUUAAUUGCAUCGGUUGCUUCUUGUAAAAUGUUCGUCUCCUCACCACUCCAUUUCAUCGAAAACCAAUGCUCUGAUCUCAUUCUAACAAUCACCGAAAUUGAAGAACCACCUCAACCUAAUAAUUGUCUUGCGAAAGUGUAUAAAUUAUACAAUUUGUGUCAAGGUUUAUCAUCUUGUCUGUAUCAAUCAUUAUGCGACAUUGGUAAUUUUAAUUUACCACUCACAAAUCAACAACAACAGAACGGUGCUUUAACGAGACACCCACGACUUAUAUCGCUGAAUGAAGACGUUCAUGUAACAACUGUACCGGCAAAAUGGCCAGGUGUUGACAAUUUAGUGGACCUAUUGAAUAGAACAAAAGAUGAAGAAACACCCCAGCUGAGAUUAUUACUUGUGGAAACUUUUGUUGCGAUAACAAUGUCGCUAUUUGCGUAUGCAUUCACUGCGUACGACGCAAGGUGGUUGUAUCGGUUAGCGGCACAUGUUAUUGAUGCGAAACAAUUUGCGAAUAUUUUUGGUGGUGGUGGUGAGAAGAAGUUCAAAAUUAUCCCGCCUGUUCGACCACCGAGACCUUCUUACCAGCCUCAUCGACCAUCCACAAUUUCAUCAUCAACAACAGCACCAAACAUGGUUCAGACUGAUGGUACUCGAGAACAACAGAAUAUUAUUACAUCAACUAGCGACAACUUGUCAAUUGAUUCGCGGGCAUUUAGAGCCAAAUUUCAUGCGAGGGUUUUUGGAAGUGACUCACCGAUCAAUCUACCACCCGGAGCACCAUCAAAAGCAAUUAGUGCUGUUAGCAGUGUAAGAGGCUCAUCUUCAAAGCAGGCGUCGAUUGCAAGUCUGGGCGCAUCUGAGCAAGUCGUCUAUCGUUGGGUACCACCCAACAAAAACAUUGUUCAGAUGUUCGCUGAGAAGCCACUGGUAAAAUGUAAAGAAGAAUUGGGUGUCGAUUACGAUUCAGAUGAUCAUCAAAGUGAUUUGGACGAAAGUUUGAGUGGUGAUGAUGACAGUGAUAAUGAUGGUGAAUCAGAUGUGGAACGUAGAGAGCACAAUAAUUUGGAUGGUUAUGCAUGGUUGUUGAUGCGAAUUGCUUUAUUGCAUCAACAACUUUAUCGUUUGAGGCAGUUCAUUAUACUGGCUGGAUUUGAUCCAUCUGAAUUGCCAAUGAUAGCUCCACGUAUUGACUCAGUGUUUAAGUUGUUAAACAGUUGGGCACAGCAACUCGAUGAGAUGUUGAAUAAUUAUGAGGGUGGAUGUCCCACUGAUAUACUACCAAAUACAACGUUGGAUAAUACGGAUAAUCAUUUAGGUCCGUCGUUACGUAAAUACCGCACACUGAUAGAACCCGGCAAUACGCCGUUUGAAGGUGAUGACCCAACGGCGUUACCCGUACGUCGAUUGUGGGCGUAUUUGGUACGGCAGGAACAUCUAACGAGAAUUUUUAUACGGCAUAUUUUUAGUGGAAAGGGACAAAUCAUGGAACAAGAACGUAUUCGAACUGAAAGCGCGAUUGGUGCAGAUGUUGAACAGUCGAUGGUACCUGGUGCUUUCAAGCUAAUUCAACGAGAACAUGAACCGAUUGCUGCGUUCGCAUGUAGCCAGGUAAAACCGGGUUGUAUAGUAGUUUCAACGACAAGAGAACUUCAAGAAAUGGAUUUGAGCACAUUUUUCGAUGAAUGUAAAAAUACGAGCGGCUCAUCGUGGUUAAGUAAUCGAACAGAAUUGGAUAUUGCUUUGAGUGAUAUCAAAAAGGAUCCGCUCAAGGAUAACGAUGAUUAUCAACUAUUUUUGGACGGUGGACAACACUCAACGUCGGCCAAUAUCAUAACUCCAUUUAUCGUUGAUAGAAGUCGUAAGGCUCUCUUAAAGUCAUUAAAACGACAAGUGGGUGGUAUACGACGUAUGGACUCGCAUCCAUCAUUACCAUAUUAUUUGAGUGGCUCAGCAGACGGCUCAAUUAGAUUAUGGGAAUGGGGCGUUCCACAGCCGUUAUUUACACCGCGUGUUGCUGGACAAUAUGCUAAAGUAACAAAAGUUGUCUUCUCGGCGAAUGGUAAUAAAUUGGCUGCAGUAGACGGUGAUGGACUACUAUGUUUGUGGCAAGCCAGUCAUGGUUUACCGAUACGAAAGCCAUUCUUUAAUCAGAAAUGUCAUUCGAAAUCAGCAGCAGACGUGACAUUCAUCAGUUCAUCGUCAUCAGUUCUCGUAACGGCCGGAUGGGGUUCUGGUGAUCAAAACUUGGCAUUAUGGGACACUUUAAUGCCACAAUCAAAAGCAAUGGUUCAUUGUUGGACGGCGCAUUCCGAAGGCGCUUCUAGUCUCGUCUACUUACCAACUCAGCAGACAGUUGUUUCGGGAGGACGUCAUGGAGAGUUGUGCAUCUGGGAUAUAAGACAACGACAACACCGCGCCACAGUGAAAUGUUUCGAAGGGAAUGCUGUAAAAUGCAUUUGCGCUGAAGCAUCGCAACCGUACGUUGUGGUUGGAUCAAGCGACGGCGAUAUUAAAGUGCUGAGUAUGGAAAGUAUUCAACAGCCACAAGUGUUGCUGCAAUUAAACGGUGAGCACGCAACGCGUGGUGGUUUCAGUCUUCGUCACGUUGCUACGGGCAGUAUUCAAGGUGUGCAACAACUUUACUUGGACUCACGAAUACGUCUUUUUUCAUGUGGUGCUGAUUGUUCAUUGAAGUGCAGACCGCUAUCGAGUUUUUGGACUUGA